AUGACUGAAAAUUUUUGUCAGGACACAAACUGUAAAUAUGGGGGAUGGCGACAGCUUUACAGGCUAAAAUUGAAAGUUUGGGAGUAAAAUUACGAGAGGAAAACAAAUCAAAGGAGUGCGAAUUGCUGGAAAAAGAUAGUGGGAAGUCCACCUGCCCGAAAAAGCCACUUCUAAAUCUAGAUUUGACGACGAGUACCCGUCAACACAGACCAGAAAAUUUAUGUGUCCCCUCACAACCAAGGCCAGGACGACAGCGCCACUUGCCUAGAGAUACUGGGAAUCACAGUCGGGAAGAUGACAGCAGCAGAAUUGAAACAAAGCUUCAAGAAAUCACAACACAGACUGGGAUUCUAAAGUUACAAGAUAAAAGCUUUGACUUUACUAUUGAUGACCUGGAGAGUGUUCAAGAAAUUGGAAGUGGAACAUGUGGUCAAGUGUGCAAGAUGAAGCACAAGCAAACAGGACAUGUGUUGGCAGUCAAGAAAAUGCGUCGAAGUCAAAACAAAGAAGAACAGAAAAGAAUCCUUAUGGAUCUAGAAGUUGUGAUGAAGUGUCAUGGCUGUCCUUUUAUUGUCAAUUGUUUGGGAUCAUUCAUAUCCAGGGUGAGUUAUGUUAAGCCAUCCAAUGUUUUGUUGGAUCAUAGUGGUUCUGUCAAACUCUGCGAUUUUGGUAUUAGUGGUCGUUUAGUGGAUUCAAAAGCAAAGACAAGAAGUGCGGGAUGUGCAGCUUAUAUGGCACCUGAGCGUAUAGACCCACCAGAUCCUAUGAACCCAGACUAUGAUGUCAGAGCAGAUGUGUGGAGCCUGGGAAUAACUUUGGUUGAACUCGCUACUGGGGAGUUUCCCUACAGAAACUGCACAACAGAGUUUGAAGUUUUGUCUCGUGUCAUGAACGAAGAGCCGCCGUUACUUCCCCGGCAGGGCUUUUCUAUGAACUUCUACUCUUUUGUCAAGACGUGUUUGAUAAAAGACUACAGAUAUCGACCUAAAUAUAACAGCUUACUGAAACAUCCUUUUAUUCUUGGAUUUGAAGACAAAGAGGUCAAUCUAGCAGGAUGGCUUGCAGCUGCGCUUGACGAGUCCAACUAUCCCGGCACAGAAGUUUAACACAUCUUAGUAUUCAUUAUCACAUGUAUUUACGUUUUGUACAAGUAACGAGCUCAAAGUGUAGAGUUUUAUGUGGUGAUCAAUUUGAAACGUUUCAAUUAAGUUUGUAAGAGAUGUAAUUUAUAUCUCCUUCAGUGAACCUGGAUGUAAUGGUGCUGUGGUGAUAUUUGAUUAACGCUAUUAAAACUGUAAGGCCAUAGAAUUGUUUAAAAAAAGAAAACUAAAACCCUUUUAUUUCCAAAUUACUCGGCCUUCACAGAAACAGUAAGAAGUGAAAUUAGUUGUAGAGACUACUCAAGGAGUCUUAAGGAACUACAGGAGCGGAUUGUAGGGUAUUUUACACAGCAGGCAAGCGUUUUCUGAGCGCAUUUUAGGCGAUAGGAACCUCAAGCAACGACGACCGCGACGCCGAGGACGACGCCUAGUAAAAAAUUAAUUCAUAUUUCCCAGUGAAAUUCGCAAUUGUGUAGAUCUGAUCACGUGCAUAGCCAUUGUUUAGCUCAUUAAAGCUUUUGUUUGGUGACGUUUUGGCGCUGUCGUCGUUGUGGUUUGCUUAAGCUCCCUAUUGUUGGGCCAUGAUGAAUUUCUUUGAGAGGAAGUGGGCUUCAAUAUCGCUGGUGUCGUCUGUUUGAUGUUUCGUCACAACACAAUAGACCAUUUUACAGUUGUCUGUUCAGUGACCUGGCCUUUGAAUGGCAGCGAGGCUGCAGGUGACCUUGU
Molecule: messenger RNA, 1826 nt
Organism: Orbicella faveolata
Lineage: Eukaryota; Metazoa; Cnidaria; Anthozoa; Scleractinia; Merulinidae
Product: dual specificity mitogen-activated protein kinase kinase 7-like
Biological process (GO): protein phosphorylation
Molecular function (GO): protein kinase activity; ATP binding
Source: RefSeq, a predicted model, not a curated record